UUAGAUAAGCUUGUCUGAGGGGAUACAACAGUAUUUGAACAAUUAGGCAUUGAGUAAAAGUAUUCAAGAUGCCUGCUGAUUUCCUGUCGCUGCUCAACAGCCGCGAUUCGUCGCUGAUCUCCUCAAACAAUCCCAUCAUCAAUGAUCUGGUUAAGCCCAUGAGCCUGGAGCUAAGCACCGCCGUGAAGUUGAUCGCAAAGACACGACGCCAGCGCAUGGAGGAGCUGUUUGCCCAGGAGCGUGACUGGGAGAAGGAGGAACUGUCGCGCCUGGGACUGAGCCGCAUCGAUGACUCCUACAAAUGCUGCACACCUGAUGGAUUGCGCAAGGUCAAGCUAUAGGCAUUUCUGCUCUUCCAAAUUCCAAAAUUAGUUUGUCGCAUCUCGGCGAGAUCUCUCCACUUGCUGCAGAAUUAAAUUUAUUUUAUUCGUUAUACAUGGAUUCCCCCCCCGCAA
Molecule: messenger RNA, 455 nt
Organism: Drosophila guanche
Lineage: Eukaryota; Metazoa; Arthropoda; Insecta; Diptera; Drosophilidae
Exons: 2
Coding region: 69-341 (90 amino acids)
Source: RefSeq, a predicted model, not a curated record